This is a messenger RNA of Trametes versicolor FP-101664 SS1, 2034 nucleotides long. RefSeq lists its product as uncharacterized. Lineage: Eukaryota; Fungi; Basidiomycota; Agaricomycetes; Polyporales; Polyporaceae. The transcript is spliced from 8 exons. The record is from RefSeq and is a predicted model, not a curated record. The coding region runs from base 1 to 2034 and encodes 677 amino acids. Gene Ontology annotation, biological process: mitochondrion inheritance. Gene Ontology annotation, cellular component: mitochondrial inner membrane.
AUGAAGCGGCUGCUGCUGCAACACUCUGGUCGCAAGGCUACCGUCGAUCGCUACUCCACCAUCCGCAAUUUCUUCAGGCAACAACAUGUUUCGCCUCCAUUCACGGCGUCGCACCCCUUUGGCACCCACCUCUACCACGCGUACUCACUGAGGGCGCGCGUGGUCAUACGCCAGUUCUCUCAAAACACGCCGCUCCGCCAAGGCCGGUCAAGUAACGAAGGACAGGAUGGCGCGAAGGAGAAGGAGGGUCCUACACCGAAGGAUGCCGGUGAGAGCACCAAUCUCGAGAACUAUCCCCGCUUCUUCCGCCGGCUGGCACAAUCGAUACCCCAUCUACAACGACCUACCCGCGACGACUUCCUCAAGGCUGCAGACGGCUUCUGGCAACGACUUCGCGUCCGAGUUCGAUGGCUCACUAUACGCUCCUUCCGACGGUAUAACGCGGAUGAGCUCUCCGCCUUCUUCACUUGGUUCCUCAUGAGCCAGACGCUCUGGCUGUUUGUGGGAACUACUACGUUCUUCUCUGUGGUGUUCGCAACCGCCAACAGCCUACGGCUACAAGAAUACAUCGCACGAGCCCUGAGCGACUACCUGACUGCAGAGACCGGCAUCACUAUCAUCUUCGAGUCCGCCAUUGUCCCAAAAUGGGGAGACUCGCGCAUCUCCUUCAAGAAUGUCUUCAUCACGCGGCGCCCCGACAACUACAGGCGCAGGCUCGACAGCUCCGGGCAUUAUGUUGCAGCUGGCUACGAUGUCAGCAACCAUCCAUCCUACCACAGCACCAUCGAAGAGGAAGAUGAGGGUCAAGAUGACCACUCUGACGACGAUGUCAACUACUCCAUGUUCGACCUGAACGUGGAUUCGAUCGACGUGACGCUCUCAUUCGCUCGCUGGUUUGACGGCAAGGGUCUUGUCGAGGAUGCCGUUAUCAAGGGUGUCCGCGGCGUGCUUGACCGCCGCUCGGUAUGGUGGGACCCUGACCACCCUCUCGACCCCGCCGCCUUCCGACACAAGGGACACCCUGGCGACUUCGAGCUCGAAUCGCUACAGCUUGAGGACGUGUUAAUCACCGUUUACCAGCCAGGCAACUUCCGCCCUUACACCGCGUCGAUCUUCCGCGCGGACAUCCGCACGUUCCGGAAACAGUGGCUUUUCUACGACUUCCUGUGUGCGGAGAACGUUGUGGGCCAAUUCGAUAACUGCCUCUUCAGCCUUCACCGUCCACAGAGCAUCGGGCGUACGACCGACCAGGACCUCAAGGACGGGAAGUGGAGUCGUAUGUCCCGCUUCCGCAUGGACGGCUUGAACAUCGACCACCUGCAGAGCAUGACGACGCAGGACGGCCCCUUCUCCUGGAUCACCUCGGGCAAGGUCGACGCGGUGCUUGACAUCAAGUUCCCGCGCGACGCCCCCGACGAGCCCGGGUUCAAUGCGCUCCUCGGCGAGCUCGCGGACGCGCUACAGACCGCCGCGUCAUCGGUCACGGCGAACAUCGAGCGCAUCCCCGGACAGCCGCAGCUCGCGAAGCCGCCCCUCAGCGCGCCCUCCGACGUGAGCGAGGGCAAUGACGACGAUGUACCGAAGGUGGUGGUCGACAUCGACUUGCGCUUUAGGGACUUGAAGGCGGCGGUCCCGUUAUUCACCCCGGACUUGAGCUACGUGAAUAGCGCGCUGGUUAGGCCGAUCGUGGCCUUCAUGAAUGCCAACCGGACACUCGUUCCCAUCCAGUGUCGGGUAAUAAAGGACCUUGACAACUUCGAUGGCGCUUGGACGAUGUGGGAGACCGGGCUCAUCGACGCCAUCUCUGUUAAGGUAUACGAAGCGAUGGCGUACCACGUCACGCAGGCGAACUUCAACCGGCGCAUGCGCGCGGUCGGGACGUGGAGCCUGCAGAUGACCGCGAGCGCGCUCAUGUCGACGCUGCGCACCCUCAUGGACCCGAUGACCGUCCACGUCCGCGAAGUAUACGAGGGCCUGCCGGACUCGGAGACGCUGUUCCAGGUCCCGCAGCCGCUGUACCAGAACCCCCCUUAA